AUGGAAGAGGGUUUUCCACGUAUUAUAAAUGUGAACGUCGGCGGUUACGUGUACACGACAACUAUUGACACCAUUGCUAGAGAUCCUGACUCUAUGCUCGGCGCGAUGUUCAGUGGUAGACAACAAAUAGCCAAGGAUACGCGCGGAAAUUAUUUUAUUGAUCGAGAUGGAGCGAUGUUUCGUCACAUUCUAAACUUCUUGCGAACUUCAGAGCUCUGUCUGCCCCAAUCGUUCGACGAAUUUGACCAGCUUAGUGCGGAAGCUGAUUUUUAUCAAGUCCAGGACCUGAUUGAAGCGCUCCAAAUAUUCCGCGAAGAUCGUAGAAGAAAUUUACAGCUAAGUGAAGGCCAAGGCACGAUAAUCGUUUCCGUGGACCGGUAUCGAAACUAGCUGUUAUUGAGUGGCCGAGAAGAUCUCGUGAAAGAAGUUUUUAAGGAGUAUAUCAAGACUUCGGAAUUCGUGUUGACGUUGCUCCCCGCACGGGGGUAUGUUAGGGAUUAUCGCGUCCCAUGGAAACCCGGGGGUGCUGAAUUGACCAAGGCAGAUGCCUUUGAUCUUUUAUACGGGCAUGGCUUUGUUCUUGAAGGGUGUAAUGGUGGAGGAAGUGAUGCCGAUGAAGCAGGUACUCAAUUCCAAGAGUACAUUUUUGUGCGAAAGAAUAAACUGUAA
This is a messenger RNA of Porites evermanni, 669 nucleotides long. NCBI's taxonomy places the organism in Eukaryota, Metazoa, Cnidaria, Anthozoa, Scleractinia, Poritidae. The record is from the annotation of a GenBank genome assembly.